UCUCGCUGUGUCGCCAUGUCUGUAUCCCUUGGCGACGUGUAAAUUUCAAAGCACUGUAUUUGUUUGAGCUGUACCCAGCUAACAGCAAAUACAACUGUAAAUAUGGCGAAAUGCUAUGAUUUACCCCGUUUGGAAUUGGAGCAUAUCGUGGGAUAUAGUGGAAUUUCAAAUGGCCUCCAUGUACAUCCUGACGAGCAACAUCUUAUCUACUCACUCGGUGUCACUGUCAUCAUUGAAAACAUCGAAACAAAAAAACAGCAAACUCUUAUGGGACAUUCAGGCAAUGUGUCUUGUCUGACUGUCUCCAACUCGGGGAAAUACAUCGCUUCUGGCCAAGCCAUUCAUAUGGGCUUCAAAGCUGACAUAAUCAUAUGGGAUUAUAAAAAGAAAGAACUUUAUGCCCGACUAAAACUGCACAAAGUGAAAAUUGAGGCAUUGGCAUUUUCCCCAAACGACAACUACCUCCUUUCCUUAGGAGGACAAGAUGAUGGAUCAGUGGUGGUGUGGAAUGUCAAUACCAAAAAUUCAAUCUGUGGUGAACGAGCUCAACUUAAAAGUGCUGGAAAUACUAUGGCUGUCGGAUACCAUGAGAGUAAUGAAAACAUAUUCUUCACAUGUGGAGAUCGUACUCUGAGAGUUUGGGAUCUGGAUGUGGAAAACAGAAAAAUAAAGCCAGUAGAUGUCAACAUGGGUCAGUUCAACAGAAUCUGCAAGUGUAUACAGAUGAAAGGUGACUACCUGCUGUGCGGUACUACCACAGGAGAUAUACUUGGUGUAAACAAAGAUACAAAACUUCUCCAGUUUCAUGGUCCAGGAGGGCCAAACAUUAAAAAACAGAAAAAUUUUAGUUGCGGGGUUACUGCCCUUGCUCACGUCUUCGACAAACAGAUGUUGGUAGGAUCUGGAGCGGGAGAGGUUGCAUUAGUGACAUACAGUCUUAACAAGAAAAAUGAAUGGGUGUUUGAGAAGAAAAGGUCUUGGUUGGAUCAGAGCUCUAAGGAUGAAAAUGUUGCUGUGGCUUCCAUUGCAUUAAGAGGCAAAGGACACCAGUUUUUUGUUGGAAUGACCAACUCCCAGAUCUACAAGUUCAAUUUCGCAGACUUCUCAUGUGAACUUAUCAAAACCUCCCACUUCAAGAAGGUGACAGAUAUUGCUUUCCCAUCAAGAACAAAUGAACUGUUUGUGACGUCCCAGUUGGGACAGAUCCGAUUCUGGCUGACGGCCGCGGGUGGCAAGGAAAUUUUGAGACAUACAAUAGCUAACAUGACCUGUACCUCCCUGGCUUUGACAGAGGAUGGCAGUAUGGUCUACACUGCAUGGGAUGAUGGGAAAAUCCGAGGUUUUUGUUUUGCAAAAGGAAAAAAUGGUCUUUCCCUUAAACCAAUGUUUGUGAUAAAUGAUGCUCACAGUAAUGGUGUGACCGCUCUGGCCUGUACCUCUGAUGGUAUAUGCAUCAUCAGUGGAGGCGGAGAGGGACAAGUCCGUUUAUGGAAUGUCAGUUGUGGAUCAAAUAACGACAAUGCCACAACCAGCUUGAUACACAAUAUGAUGGAGCACAAAGGAUCCGUCUCUGCCAUCAAGAUUAGCAAGGAUGACAAGAGUUGUGUGUCGUCUAGCCAUGAUGGAACAACCAUCAUCUGGGACCUCCAGAGUAAGCGUCGACUCCAGAUUGUGUUUGCAAACACAUUGUUCAAAUGUGUGGUGUUCAACAGAGAAGAGAACCAGAUUGUGACAAGUGGCACCGACAGGAAGUUAGUCUACUGGGACAAAAAGGACGGCUCAAGGAUUCGUGUUCUUGAUGGAUCAGAAAGUGGCUCUAUCAAUGCCAUGGACAUCACAGAAGAUGGCAGUAUCAUUGCUACAGGAGGUGAUGACAAAAUUCUCAAGUUGUGGAAUUACGACAAAGGAGAAGUGAUAUCAGUCGGACUUGGACACAGCGGAAACAUCCAGAGGAUCAAGAUUUCACCCGACAACUCUAGUAUCGUUAGUGUAAGCGAUGACGGCGCUAUCCUAGUCUGGAAAUUUCCUCGACAUCUUCUCUAAAAUAGAACAUAUAGCAAAAAACCUACCAAAGGAAGGGCAAGAAAAACAGACAGACAUUCUGUGGACAUUAACAUCGAAAGAGUGACCAUCUUAAGACUCAAUUUCAAUCAAGUAAUGAUAGGAAAUGCCACACAAUUAAGCUGCCUAACCUGUCACCUAAUUUUUUAGAUAAAAUUGUGACAAAUCCUGAGUCUUGAUGGUGUGUUGGAUUUGCAACAAGCUCAGCAAUUCUAUAUACACUCUGGAAAAAAAGAAUGAAAACUGAUACAUAUUAUCUACAUGAACUUGACACUUUCAAAUGACUUUUGACAUUUUAGAAUGAAUUACUUUAUGUUUUUGUACAUUACAGCUUUAUUGAAACUUUCUACUCAUAGACAUUUCAAUUUCAGUAGUCAGAGGAUGACUCAAUAAGACAGGUUUGUUUAACCAAAUAUAUACACUACAAAGUUGUAUAUUUUUGCUUCCUUAAACCCUGAAUGUAUGUACAUUUGUAUAUUAUUAUUAUUAUGUUUCAAUUUCACCUUCCGGAAGUGAGAUGAAUGGAAUAUCACCUAUUUUUAUGUAAAAUUCAGAAGCUAUAGUGUCUUAAUUUAAGAAGUAUAGGCAAAAAGGAAAUUAGUUUCUCAGACCAAUAUUUUUACAAAGAAUUAAGUAUUAAGGCACUGGGGUGUUUAUUAUACAUAUAUGUAUAUAUAAAUAUCUAGGAGCUGUCCACCAUUAUCAUAUCAUUAGAAGACUGUUAUCAUCAGUUUUCAUACCUUUUUGGGCAAACCCUUGACCUCAACAUGUCUCCCUCCUAUAUAUUACAAACAUUAUUAAACAAGGGAGAGUACAAUGUAUAUAUCUCAACAAUGCUGUAGUUGGGGAACUGGUGCCUGAGAAACAAAUGUUUAUUUUGGCCUAUAUUGUAUUUUUCUUUAAUUAUAAUGUCUACUUUUUAGUUGCAGUAAAAGGUGAUCCAUUUAGAACUUUGUGAUACAGUUUAUGUUUGUUAUACACGAUGUCAUGUAUAUUUUGCCAAAUGUACAUUAAAACUUAACCAAGAUUCA
Messenger RNA from Pecten maximus, 3092 nucleotides. RefSeq names its product cilia- and flagella-associated protein 52-like. Gene Ontology annotation, biological process: cilium assembly. The record is from RefSeq and is a predicted model, not a curated record. The transcript is spliced from 12 exons. Lineage: Eukaryota; Metazoa; Mollusca; Bivalvia; Pectinida; Pectinidae. The coding region runs from base 103 to 2043 and encodes 646 amino acids. Gene Ontology annotation, molecular function: protein binding.